Athene cunicularia (burrowing owl) is the source of this 3121-nucleotide messenger RNA. RefSeq names its product angiopoietin like 4 (gene ANGPTL4). The transcript is spliced from 10 exons. The record is from RefSeq and is a predicted model, not a curated record. Lineage: Eukaryota; Metazoa; Chordata; Aves; Strigiformes; Strigidae. Gene Ontology annotation, biological process: triglyceride homeostasis. Gene Ontology annotation, molecular function: enzyme inhibitor activity. Bases 1 to 1770 code for a protein of 589 amino acids.
AUGGGCUCUCUGCGGGGCCGCUGCCAGCUGGCACCCAUGGGUGCUGCCAAGGGCCUGCCGCUGCUGGAUUGCCCUCCGGGGGGAGAGUCCUGUGCAAAGCUGGUGACGGGGUGUCCCUGGGGAGCCACGCACCGGGAGGAGGAAUAUGCACAAGAAACUGCUGGUAACUCUGCAGCUUUCUCCUACGGGUUGUCAGAAGCCGGCAGGUACCUUCCUGGGCCUCGUGGGGAUGCAGGGACAGGCAGGGACCCAGCGGAGCCCUCAACAGACGUGGCUGCCACUGGCUGGGGGUGCAGCACGGCCAAACCCGGCAGCAGCAUCGUCCCGGCGCUGGGGCCAGCCGCGUGCUGGCAGCUUGACUCCAGCCACCUCACACCCCCCCUCACUGCAGGGGUGUCCUGGUCGGACCUGCCGCACCAGGGCAGAAGGGGACGUUCAGAGGGCUCUCGGGAUGCUGGUGCUCCAGCUUCGGGCUCCACAGGCACAGUCCCUGCCAGAGCUCUCUUCUGGGAUGCCAAAACCCAGCAGGACCGAGAUGAAAAGAAAAAUUUUCAUGUUUUUGAGGGGGACGACCCCACUGGGGAGUUUCUGUCGGAGCUGUGGCUGCCUCCCCAGCACUCCGGGCUGGUGGUGGGUACGGCGGCAGACCUGCCCCUUGGGGGGCAGAGGUACAACAUCUGGCAUGAGCUGGGAGUGCGAGAGGCACCGGCCAGCCCAAGGGGCACCGGCCAGUCCCAGGUGCCAUGCAGGGGACCCCAGGGGCCGCAGAGAAGCCUGAUGCUCUCACCCAGCCGGAGGGUGACCCCUGUCCCUCGCCACCCCCCCAACACAUCCCAGAUCUCCUUCAGCAGCUGCAGCAGGUCCCUGAUGGAUGCGCAGAACUUGCGAAUCGAGGAGCUCCUGCAGAAGAUCAAGCAGCAGCAGUACAAGCUGGACAAGCAGAAUCUGCAGAUUAAAAGCCUGCAGAGCAAGGUCAAUCUACUGAUCCCCUUACACCUGAAAGACAACAAAACACAGUCUCCAAAGUGGAAGAUGAACCUGAAGAGCCUCAGCCUCACUAACCAGAGCCAAAAUGCUAGUGGGGAGCCCGUGCUGACACAGAAGCUCCCAGAGGAUUGCCACCAGCUCUUCCUGGCCGGGCAGCAAAGCAGUGGUGUUUUCCAGGUGCAGCCUGCAGGGGCUCAGCCCUUCAGAGUCUACUGCGACAUGACCGCAGAAGGUGGCUGGACAGUGAUCCAGAGGCGCACAGAUGGUUCUGUGGACUUCGACCAGCUUUGGGAUGCCUACAAGAAUGGCUUUGGAGACCUUCAUGGUGACUUCUGGCUGGGCCUGGAGAAGAUCCAUCACCUUGUCCAAGAGGGAAGGUACAAUCUCUUGAUUGAGCUGGAAGACUGGGAGGGAAAUUCCCAGGUGGUUCAGUUUGUCUUCAGCCUUGGUGGUGAGAGCACAGCCUACAUGCUCAGUCUGCUGGGACCUCUGUCUGGAGAGCUGGAGAAUGCCAUUGGGGACUUCAGGCAGCUGCCCUUCUCCACUCGGGAUCGCGACCAUGACCUCAAAGCUGACACAAACUGUGCCAAGCACCUUUCAGGUGGCUGGUGGUUCAGCACCUGCGGCCAUGCCAACCUCAACGGGAAGUACUUCCGCUCCAUCCCCCGCCAGAGGCACGAGCGCAAGCAGGGCAUCUUCUGGAAGACAUGGAAGGGCAGGUAUUACCCGCUGAAGUCAACCACCAUGAAAAUCCAACCUGCAGCACUGGAAGCAGAGCCCUAAAACUGCCACUUGAGACUUGACCUUCUCUGUGGAGCACUGCCCUGAGCUCCGUCACUUGGUGUUUACAGAAAACAAACCCAUCCUCCCCGGGACGUCCCCCGAGGAGCGUUUCUCUUGGUUAGCAGACCAUUAGUGGCAUGACGCAGCUCCUCGCUGUAAGUAAAACAGCUCCAUGUCGUUGGAACCCCGGGAUGGGAGCUCCCAAACCAGAAGAGGAGCCACCAGCAGGGAGAUCCACCUCCAGAGCAUUCACAAGGGUCUUCCAACCUGCCACGUGCUGCUGCAGCAAGUUCAAGUUGUCUGGUGCUUUCUGUCCUGUCUGAACACUUCUGUAACGGUUUUGAUGAGCUGGGGCUGGGGGGAAGGGGAGCGUGUGAAGUGUUUCACUACCCUGGACCCAGGAGUUGGGCACGGAGCCUUGCUGUGCCCUGUCUUUCGCUGUUGUUCCCAAAUGAUGUCCUACGUACCUUUGUGUGAGAGCCCCCAAAGCCCCCUUCCCCUCCUGGUCCGUGCGGCAGCGAGCCUUGGGCAGCUCCAUCUGCGCAGCCCCUGCUCUGGUGACUUCAGCCCUCUGAGAACAUGGGUGCUGGUGAAGGACACCCUGUGCAGACAGGGACCUCGGGCUCACUUCCCCAUCAGCUUCAAAGCCCUUUAUUUCUGUCCGCGGUGGGAUUUGCUGGGAGCCGGGGAAACUGCUUCCUGCUGCAGGAGAUGAUGGGUGGGAUGCUGCCGCCGGCUGCAUGAGGGCCAGAUCCUGGAGGGCUGGGUCUUAAGCUCUGCCUGGAGCCUACCGUUGUUACCGGGGGUGGUUAGGACAAGCACUAGGACAGCACAGGUACUGAGCAGUGGCUGUCCCUGGGCAGCACCAGCCCUGCUCUCAGCUGUAAAUCCCCCUCUCCCAACAGCCUUCCUGUCAUUUGCGGAGUGAAUAGCACUGUCCCACGUGCAUGCCCCAGAUCUCGCUCUAAAGGGCCAGGGGAAAACGGGGGGUUUUGGCAAGAGCCACACUGCCCUGUCGGGUACGUACCCUGAUGUACGGGACCGCCUCUGCCUUUGGGGUGGGUGUCUGCGGAGAGGUGGGCAAAACAGGUCCCCAAAAACUGUUACAGGCCAAGCUGCCGUCUCGGGGCUUCCCGAGCAUCCUCCCCUAUUGAAGUCAUAUUGACUACUGUGCUAGAGCUCCUAGCUGCUAAAUAUUGUACAUAGUUCAUUUGUAGGAUGUUGGAUCUUGUCGACGAAUUUCCUGUUUUAAUUUGUUUCCAUAUUUAAAUGUGGUGUUAAUAACGAUGUGUUGUAAUUUAUAAAUGUUUAUGCUGGGAAAAAAAAAAACAACCAACAACUGUAGUUUGUG